AUGAAGGAAAAUAUGAAACGAAAUGCUUCCCAGUCAUUAAGCUACAAAAUCCUGAGCAAUCUUCUUGACUUUCCCAACGAUGAUCAGAACCUCUGGUGGCACAGCACGGCGCCGAUGUUUGCAGAGAUGCUGCGAAUGGCGCGGUACGAUCUUCAUCAGCAGUACAUGAUACUAGGGCUGUGGAAAAAGGCUGUCAUUCCUUUUCUGGGACCUUAUCAUACCAAUAGCCGUGACCGAUGGCUAAGCAUUCUUACUCGUUACGGUACCCCUUUCGAGUUGAGUCUCAAUUGUUCCUCUAACCUGGUGCGCUAUACAUUUGAGCCCAUCAAUGCCUCCACUGGAACGGCUGAGGAUCCAUUCAACACCCGCGCGGUCUGGGAUAGUCUCGGGAAGUUUCUGCCUCUUCAAAAAGACAUUGAUCUGCAGUCUUUUAAGCAUUAUAAAGCCGACCUGACUUUGAGCGACAACGAAUCCGAGCGCCUCUUUAAAAAUGACUUGGUGGGAAGUGAGAUCAAGACCCAGAACAAGCUUGCUGUCGAUCUCCAGCCGGAGGGCGGCAUGGUGCUGAAAGCCUAUAUCUAUCCCGCUCUCAAAUCACUUGCUACUGGCCGAUCGAUCGAUGACCUCAUGUUUCAAUCCGUCCGUUCGUACUGCCAGCAGAUUCCAAUUCUCCUUGAACCUCUGCAUGUACUGGAAGAAUAUGUUCGUUCCCGCGGCCAAAACAGUACAGCAACUACACGGCUACUUUCAUGUGAUCUCCUGAGCCCGGAAAAGUCCCGAACUAAGAUAUAUCUUCUUGAACGCAUGGUAUCGCUUGAAUCCAUGGAGAACUUGUGGACCAUGGGAGGCCGCCGUCAAGAUCCAUCGACUCUGGCUGGACUUCGCCUUAUCAGGGAGCUCUGGGACUUGAUCAAACUCCCGACUGGUCUAUUGACUUAUCCCAACGGAUAUCUACCCCUCGGUACAACUCCGAAUGAGCAGCUUCCACUCAUGGCUAAUUAUACACUGUACCCUAACGAAACCAUGCCUGAGCCUCAGGUUUAUUUCACCACGUUCGGAAUGAACGACAUGAAGAUAGCGGACGCCUUGACCGAGUUUUUCCAACAGCAAGGAUGGACAGACAUAGCUGAAUCAUACAAAGAGAGCUUACUUUCCUAUUAG
Molecule: messenger RNA, 1161 nt
Organism: Penicillium lagena
Lineage: Eukaryota; Fungi; Ascomycota; Eurotiomycetes; Eurotiales; Aspergillaceae
Gene: dmaW
Product: tryptophan dimethylallyltransferase fgaPT2
Exons: 1
Coding region: 1-1161 (386 amino acids)
Biological process (GO): alkaloid metabolic process
Molecular function (GO): transferase activity, transferring alkyl or aryl (other than methyl) groups
Source: RefSeq, a predicted model, not a curated record